Achroia grisella is the source of this 2752-nucleotide messenger RNA. Its product is annotated as monocarboxylate transporter 4-like. Gene Ontology annotation, molecular function: monocarboxylic acid transmembrane transporter activity. Gene Ontology annotation, biological process: monocarboxylic acid transport; transmembrane transport. The transcript is spliced from 5 exons. Bases 437 to 2716 code for a protein of 759 amino acids. The record is from RefSeq and is a predicted model, not a curated record. Lineage: Eukaryota; Metazoa; Arthropoda; Insecta; Lepidoptera; Pyralidae.
CAACGAUUUUAUUUUUAUCAAUGUCCUCCUUCUCGUCUUGAUUUUCAUUCGCGCUGUUGAUUUAAGUUUUGUUUGUGUACAAUAUAUGAUAAAUAAGAUUAAUUUGCAAUCAAACAAUACGUUGCCGAAAACCUAUAUUCUAAAUAAAAUAUUAGAUAAUUGAGAUAAUCAUAUUUAAAGAAUAAAAACGAAAUAAAGUGCCUAACAUUAAAGUCGUUUGUAGUUUUUUAGCAGUAUUGCAAUUCAAUAUUUUGGUCUAGUGCACAGUGUUUACGCGGUUAUUGCAAUGGUCCGAGCCGUUUUCUAGCAUUGUCCAGUACAUCACAGUAAUUUGCAUGAGGUCACGGCAGUGGGGUGGUGUCCGCAUGGAAGCCCGGCGGACUGGUGAUCACGCGCUGCACACGCUGCGAGCGCAGUUCCGCCGCGCCCUGCCGGAAUGGACCGCGCGUGCCUCCCGCCACCGCCGGACUGCGCGAACUAUCGGCCGAUCCAAGGAGGACCCCGCGAAACCCCUGAUACCCCAGCCCCGUCCGCGGAGGCCUUAAACGACCCAGAGACUCCGCGGCCCGCGCCGCGCGCGCUUCCCUCUAUUCCCGAGAGCGAACCUCUCCUCCGCGACCCGCUCAGUGUCAGUGCUAUCAGUGAUAAUGUUUCGCGGAAAACGAACGGUCGUGCCCUUCAUGUGCAGUUUGAUGCGCAGUCGCCUCCGGCGCCCGUAUCCGUCUCCAGCUCUAGUUCGAGUUCUUCCGACGACGAGGAUGUGUCGAUUGCGGAAGCUCGGCCCCCGGACGGUGGAUGGGGUUGGGUAGUUGUAUUCGCUUCCUUCAUGGUGAACCUCAUCGCCGACGGAAUUACCUUUAGUUUCGGCGUCUUCUUCCCUCAUUUCCUCGAGUAUUUCGGCGAGGGAAAAGGAAAGACGGCAUGGAUCGCGGGGAUAUUCAUGGCAAUGCCCCUUCUCUCUGGCCCAAUUGCCAGUUUUUUAACGGAUAGGUAUGGAUGUCGACGCAUGACCAUAUUUGGCUCUAUUCUGGCGACCAUCGGAUUUGUUAUUUCCGCAUUUGUAGACAAUAUGGAGACUCUAUUUUUGACAUUCGGCAUUAUGGCCGGCUUUGGUUUGAGCUUGUGUUAUGUAGCGGCAGUAGUCAUAGUUGCUUAUUAUUUUGAAAAGAAACGUUCCCUUGCUACUGGAAUUUCUGUCUGUGGGAGUGGUAUUGGAACUUUCAUAUUUGCUCCACUGACAAAUCUCUUACUGGACGAGUACGGUUGGCGUGGAACCACACUAAUAUUAGCGGGACUAUUCCUAAAUAUUGCUGUUUGUGGAAUGCUCUUUAGAGAUUUACCAUGGACAACUACGAUGAACGAGGAGAAAGCUAAAGAAAGGAAACGUAGACGAGAAAGAAAACGACAUAAGCGAUACGGCUCUUCUGUUGAUAGCUUCUCAGAUAGUAAGAGCAGUGCAGCUGGUUCGACUAAAGUUGAUAAAGUGGAUGUUGAAGCCGUAGUGUCACCAAUUGUUCCUCAAUUUAGCUCUUUAGUAGACUUACCAACUUUCAUGACUGGUGGUGAAGGCAUUUCGCUUGAGGUGUUCGAGUUGAUGUCAAAUAAAGGUCGAGCAUAUGCGAUACUGGCUCAGAAUUAUCCUGGUGUAAUGUUGCCAUCUAGAAGCUUCAGCGACAGUGGAAGACUUCAUGAGCAGUCCCCACCUAGAGCUUUAAUGUCUCCUACCACACCUGGGGCUAUGUCACCCACAGCUACACGAGCUCCAGAAAGCAAUAACACAUCAGCCCCUCUGAACGAUAAAGCGGCUAUAUCGCUCUGGUUGAGACGACAAGGAGCGACGGGUGCUUCUGUUUCCAAGAAACCUCCGGCAUUUCUUAAAGAUCUAAGGGUACAUAGACAUUCCCUUACCUACAGAGGUGCUAUGUUGAAUAUCAACAGAUACAGGCUUCGAGCUUCUUCUUGUCCCAACAUCUUCAGGAACUCAAUGACCACCAUUGCUAAAGAAAAGGUUCAAUGGUACGCAGGUCUCUGGGACUUUUGGGAUCUAGUCGUGGACGUGCUGGAUUUCUCCCACUUCCUCAAUCCAGCGUUCCUGGUGUUCUCCCUGUCUAACUUCCUGCUGUACAUGUGGUACGACGUGCCGUACGUGUAUCUGACGCAUAAUGCAAUGUCGAUAGGAUACACCGAGUCGCAGUCGUCGAUGCUGAUCUCGAUUAUUGGGAUAUUGAACAUGUUUGGUGAGAUAUUGCUGGGCUGGGUGGGUGACUUCGAGCGUGUGAACGCAAGCCUGGUGUACGCAGCUUGCAUGGUCCUGUGCGGACUGGUGACGCUGCUGAUGCCGCUGCUGCAGACGUACGCGACCCUCGGAGCCGCCUCCGGGGCCUUCGGGGCGUUCAUAGCGGCGAACUACUCCCUCACCAGCAUCAUACUGGUGGAGCAGAUCACGUUGGAGAAGUUCACCAAUGCGUAUGGACUGUUACUGCUGAUACAGGGUGUGGCUAACUUGAUUGGACCGCCUUUGGCAGGCUGGAUCUACGACAUAACUGGUUCGUACGACCUCUCGUUCUACAUGGCCGGCGUGUUCAUCGGCCUAUCAGGCGUCAUACUGGUGAUACUGCCGCUCUACAACUGUACCAGGAAACAGAAACAAGACCAGACCGACGAGCCGCGGAUAGGGAAUGGUGAUGUGAAACAGAAUGGCAAGCUUUUGGUGUAAGCAAUUAUUUUUUAAUUUGAAAUUUUACGGCCUUGG